Messenger RNA from Fonticula alba, 1634 nucleotides. RefSeq lists its product as hypothetical. The coding region runs from base 135 to 1166 and encodes 343 amino acids. The record is from RefSeq and is a predicted model, not a curated record. NCBI's taxonomy places the organism in Eukaryota, Rotosphaerida, Fonticulaceae. The transcript has 6 exons.
UUCGCGACUUCCUCCCCCCCAAGUCCCUUUCUCACUAUUCUCUCUUUCCCCCCUCUCAGAUCCCUUUUGCCAGGACGAUAGAGUGAAUCGCCGCACCACCACCACCGCGUGCGCGCCAGGAAUCCCCACACACCAUGUCCGCACUCGCUGCAGACCUGCUCGUUUAUACGCUGAAUUCAUUGGUCGCCUCGGCGUCCGGGAGUGAUGUCGAGGAGAAGACGCCCAUCCAGAUUGCCAGUCAGGUCAUCGGUUUGAUGUCCAUCCUGGCAUGGCUCUUUGCCCAGCUCCCUCAGCUGUAUGCCAACUACAAGAACAAGGAUACCACUGCCCUCUCAGUAGGCUUCCUCUUCCUCUGGCUGUUGGGAGACAUCUCCAACCUCGUUGGGUGUAUCCUCACGGAUCAGCUCGUCACCCAAACCAUCACGGCCAUCUACUUCUGUCUGGUGGACGCCUGCCUCUGGUCCCAAUUCUUCUAUUACCGCUGGUACAACUCUCGCCGCAACACCACGGCCCCUCAGCCGGUUCCGUCGAUGACCGACCAGCUCGGUGACAAUGAUGACCUGAUCAGCAGCAGCAACUCCUCCUACCAGGAGAACACCACCUCGGCUGCCGGUUCCCCCGGCGCUGUCCCCUUCUAUUCGGCCGCGCUCAUGACCUCGGGUCUGCUUGGUGUCGGCGCCGUGGCCUCCAUUGCCUCCUUGAGCGCCGGGGCUGGGCUCAUCCCGGGCGGCGCGUCCGCCCCCACGUCCGAGGUUCUCGCGUCGGCUGGCCUGGCCGGUGUCUCGGAGUUCCUGACCGCCGCCGCCGAGACCGCCAGCGGCUCCACCGACCCCACCUACAUCAUUGGCCUUGUGAUUGCCUGGCUCUGUACCUCGCUCUAUCUUGGCUCGCGCGUCCCGCAGAUCUUCCACAACUUCAAGCGCCAGAGUGUCGAGGGCCUUAGUCUCCAGCUGUUCAUCUGCGCGGCUCUCGGUAACCUCUUCUACUCGGUCUCCAUCUUCCUGUACUCGGUCGAUCCGGACUACCUGCUGGAGCGCCUGCCCUACCUGCUUGGCAGUGCCGGUGUGCUGGUCUUCGACUUCAUCAUCACCAUCCAGUUCUGGUAUUACAACCACUACCGUUCCCGGAGCAACUACACCUCCCUCAACCAGCCCGCCGCGGCCUAGGUCCGGUGCCGUGUUCAUAUGCCGGAUGCCGGUGAGCGAGCGCAGCAUCAGCGGGCUUUCCCUGCUCCCCACCCUCCCUCCCUCCCCUAGGAGAGGCGGAGGGGGGAGGCGCACCUGUUGCGGCGCUCGGCCACUUCGUGUUCUCUUGUUCUUCAGGGGGCGCCUUUUGCGCGCACGUGCGCCCUCUACGUUCUCGUGCAUCCGGCCCUCCUUUCGCUGCCGGUCUUGCGCCGGCAUGCCUCCUUCCUCCUUGUCCUUCUGCGACUACGUGUUGUCCCCCUCCUCGCCUUGUCACGCACGUGUACAUCCACACACCGAGGCAAAAUGCGUAGGCGCCCCACCGCCCUCCCUUGGCCCGCGCGCCGGCACACACUCCCCAAGCGGAGCUGCGCCGCAUCGCCCACCUCCCCCCAAUAGAGAGAGUACAAUGCGGUUGUGCUCCCCCCUCCCCCAACAGCAAUUUUGUCC